AUGGCUUUUAUAUAUACAAUCGAGUUCCAAAAAAGAGGUUUGCCUCAUGCCCAUAUACUUAUUAUUUUAAACGAUGAUAGCAAAAUUGAAACAUCUCAAGCUAUAGAUAAAUUUGUUUGUGCCGAAAUGCCAGAUAAAAUUCUCGAUCCUAAACUUUUUCAGAUUGUUACCCAUUUUAUGAUACAUGGUCCUUGCGAGAUAUUUAACCCCAAAUCGCCUUGCAUGGAAAAUGGCAUAUGUACCAAAAAACUUCCGAAGGAUUUUCAAAUGGAAACAAGACCAAAUAUUGAUGGGUAUCCAUAUUAUAAAAGGCGAGAUAAUGGUAUUACAAUUCUUUCCGGUAAACCUACGGAUAAUAGUUAUGGCUAUGACUGUACUAAUGUUGACAUUAAUGUUGCUUCAAAUAUAAAUAUUCAUGACGAAAUUAAAUCACAUUUAAAUGCGCGAUAUGUGAUUGCAUGUGAAUCAAUGUGGAGAUUAUUAGAAAAUAAUAUGCAUGACCGCUCGCACGCUGUUAUUCGCUUAGGAAUUCAUUUACCUUUACAACAGCCAGUAUAUUUCACUGCUGGACAUGAAAGAUAUGCUUUAUUGAGAUCAGAAAAUAAACAUACUACUUUAACGGCAUGGUUUGAGUUAAAUAAGACAGAUCUAAAUGCUAGACAAUAUCUUUAUGGGGAAAUACCUUAUCAUUAUGUGUUUAAAAAUUACCAUUGGAAACUAAGAAAAAAACGAUUAAAUGUGAUUUCGAGAAUGUAUUCCGUUCAUCCUAAUUCUGGUGAACGAUUCUUCCUUCGAUUAUUAUUACUUCAUGUUUGCGGGGCUACAAGUUUUGAUUAUUUAAAAACUAUUAAUGGAAUUUUAAUGAGUACUUUUAAAGAGGCAGCUAUUAAAAGAAAUUUGUUAUCAGAUGAUAAAGAGUGGAAGUCAUGCUUAGAAGAGGGAUCAAUAUAUCAAAUGCCGUCACAACUUCGGAGUACUUUUGCCUUUAUCUGCAUUUUUUGUCAGCCUGAAAAUCCUGCAUAUCUAUGGAAUAGGUUCAGAUUUAUGAUGAUUGAAGAUUAUUUGCGUCAAUAUUCAGAAGUAAUUGCAAUAAACAUGGCUUUAAUGGACAUUGAAAACGUUUUUCUUGAUCAUGCGAUUGAAUUAGAAAAUAUUCCAGAAAGAUAUUUCUUCGUGGAUGGCCCUGGAAGUUCAGGUAAAACGUAUCUUUACAAUACCUUAAUGUGUUAUAUAAGAGCAAAAAAUCAAAUUGUAUUGCCUUUUGCAACCACCGGCAUAUCCUCUAUUCUUUUAAAGGGGGAAGAACCAUCCAUAGCGGAUUUAAAUUACCUGUGCCUAUCUUUGAAACUUCUACAUCCCAUAUGA
Molecule: messenger RNA, 1365 nt
Organism: Gordionus sp. m RMFG-2023
Lineage: Eukaryota; Metazoa; Nematomorpha; Gordioida; Chordodea; Parachordodidae
Exons: 3
Coding region: 1-1365 (454 amino acids)
Biological process (GO): DNA repair; telomere maintenance
Molecular function (GO): DNA helicase activity
Source: RefSeq, a predicted model, not a curated record